Molecule: messenger RNA, 1388 nt
Organism: Impatiens glandulifera
Lineage: Eukaryota; Viridiplantae; Streptophyta; Magnoliopsida; Ericales; Balsaminaceae
Product: WUSCHEL-related homeobox 9-like
Exons: 3
Coding region: 249-1388 (379 amino acids)
Biological process (GO): regulation of developmental process
Molecular function (GO): DNA-binding transcription factor activity; DNA binding
Source: RefSeq, a predicted model, not a curated record
UUUCUUUUAAUAUUUGUAGAGGUUUUGAUUAAUUAAUUGAUCGGAAAUGAAGUGUUAGGUAGGUGAAGAGGCUAGCUAUUAUAAGAAGAGGCGGUUCGAUGAUACUGAUCUGUCUCUCUGUCUCUCUUUUCUGUUGCUUAUUUGAUAGUGAGAGAGAUUGUAGAUCAGUAGCAGUCUGAGGUUCAGUUUAUAUCAUUAUCACCAUCAUCAACAACAUCAAAGCUAAAGCAAAGUUAACCCAAACAAUCAUGGCUUCACCAAACAGACACUGGCCCAGCAUGUUCAAGUCCAAGCCCUGCAACAAUAUCCAGCACAACCAAUGGCAACAUCAUCAACAUGAUCUCAACAACUCUCCCCUUAUCUCAUCUACUAAUUGCCACAGAUCACCUUACUCCUCUGCAGUGGGAGUAUGUGAAGAGAGAAGCCCGGAGCCAAAACCUAGAUGGAAUCCGAAGCCUGAACAAAUUCGGAUCCUGGAAGCCAUAUUCAACUCUGGAAUGGUUAACCCUCCCCGUGAUGAGAUUCGAAAGAUCCGAGGCCAACUCCAAGAAUACGGUCAAGUUGGCGAUGCCAAUGUCUUCUAUUGGUUCCAAAACCGGAAAUCUCGUAGCAAACACAAGCAACGCCACCAAGUUAACAACUCGAGGUCGAUUCCCGCCGCUGCCACUCCUCCUCCUCUUCCUCCUCCGGUUUCUUCAUCAGCAGAGAAUGUGGUGGCGGCACCGGUUAGCAACACGCCAGAUGGACCGGUGGUUGGGGGGCAGUCUAAUAUGUUUUAUGAACCUCUAAUGCCUUUCGAACCAUUCCUUUUUCCUGUUCAACAGGUUUCAAGUGGGACAAAUGUUACAUGCACUAGUACUGGUGCAGUUUUCGGGCAAGGGUUUGGGUUGUCUCAUCAUGAGAUGAUGAACAAUGCUGGUUUGGUCAAUGUGGCAGAGGAUCCAACGGCUGUGAAUUGUUCAGGGAUUCUGAUGAAUGAUGAGCAGCAGCAUCAGAUGAUUAUGAGUGAAAAGAAAAUGGAGGAAGAAGAGAAACUGAUGAAGGUGAUGAGUUAUUCUACUUUCUCCAGCAGUAGUUCUCCUUUGCUUGCCUCUUCUACUGCUUCUUCAGUUGUCACUGCUGCUGCUGUCACUGCUCCAUCCUCUUUCAAUCACAUUUUAGGGAUGGAAAAUGAAUCUGGGCCACCAAUGGUUAGAUACACUGUGUUCAUUAACGAUGUGGCUUUUGAGGUAGCACUGGCACCUCUUAACGUGAGAGAGGCAUUUGGAGACGAUGCAGUUCUGUUCAACUCCUCGGGCCAGCCAGUUCUAACUGAUGACUGGGGAGUCACGUUGCAGCCAUUGCAACAUGGAUGUCUCUACUAUCUUUUGCGCGCUUUAAUAAGUUAA